Messenger RNA from Aspergillus niger, 615 nucleotides. RefSeq lists its product as hypothetical. The coding region runs from base 1 to 615 and encodes 204 amino acids. The record is from RefSeq and is a predicted model, not a curated record. Lineage: Eukaryota; Fungi; Ascomycota; Eurotiomycetes; Eurotiales; Aspergillaceae. The transcript is spliced from 5 exons.
AUGAUGUUGGGCCCUGAUGGAAAGGUCUCUGAUAUCCGGCAAUACAGUUUGUGGGCAACAGUUUUUGAGCAUCACCAACCUGCUAGUAAGCUGCGCAAGCGGCUGAAUAAGCCUCCCGCGGAUGGUCACACGGCAUACCCAAAUAAGCACUACCAGCGUUUGGGUCGCGACCGCAGUCGUGUAACCUUUGCAGAAUCUCGUCCUACGGGUGAGUGUAGCUCCCCUUCUUGGGAGUUAAUGGCCGGCAGGACGAGCUGCCGCGCGCCCGCUGAUGAUCCGGAAGUCGACACCAUUAGCAGAGGAAUUAAGUUGGGGUGGCCUUCUCAUUGGAUUUCGGUCUCUUUCGCUCUCCCGCCGCCUAGAACCACCGCAAAAUGGCAUUUCAAUCAAUCAAUCAUCUACGCCAAUUCUGGCUUCGGGCCUGAACAACCCGGCCACCGCGCGAGCGAGACCUGCCGGCUCUGUCCUAAAGUACGUACUGGAGGUGCCUCAUCUCUCGAGGGCAAGUCGGGCCCAAUGACUGGCCUGGACACUUCGACUGCGCAAGCCAGUGGGCUUAAGACGUCCUUCCAUUGGGUUGGCGGCCAGCUAGCAAAGCGUUUCUCCCCGCACUAG